CUUUCACCGUCAUAGACGUUUCGAGCGCGCAGAAGGAGCGACACAUCCGUAAUCUCGUCGCUACGUCGUCGCGCAAUCUCGAAAUCUCUUCUUCGCGUUCCGCGCGAGAUCGAAGGAAUCGCAAUCGCGCCUCGGCCUCACAGAAAUAUCGGACUCGAUAUUUCGCCGAACGUGUCUUCCCAUCAGGCAUUCUACGAUUUUGCAAAAAAGAAAAAGAAAUUGACGAGCGCGAUUGUGUUAGUGACGAGCGAUUUUUCAUCGAUUUCACAGAGCACGAAUCAGAGUCCUUUUAAGAGUGCAAUCAUAUUCGCCUUUGUGCUUGAGUAGUGCUCGAUAUCUUCGUAUUAUACCGGACUAAGGGAGACACGAGAGGCACGCUAUGGAUACGGAAAAUCGACGAACGUUUGAUCUGAUCGAUUCGAUCGUGUUCGUCGGAUUGCUGAGUAUCUCCGCGCUCGUAGGUGUCUAUCAGUGUUACGCGUCCAGAAAGAAGGCGGACGCGGUGGGAGAAUAUCUCGUGGGCGGUCAAAAGAUGUCUAUAUUUCCGAUAAGCAUGUCAUUGAUAGCAAGCUACGUGUCCGGCAUAGCGAUGCUGGGAUUGCCGGCCGAAAUGUACGUGUACGGCACGCAAUUGUGGUGCAUCGUGAUCUCGGACUCUUUCGUUUCCUUGACGAUGGUGAUCGUCUACCUGCCGGUUUUCUACGGUCUGAAAAUUACAUCAUCCUACGAGUACUUGGAGUUGAGAUUCAAUCGAGUAGUUAGACUCAUGGGGUCGGUUAUCUUCAUCAUCAAGAUGUUGCUUUAUAUACCGCUGGUGAUAUACGUGCCGGCGCUAGCUUUCAAUCAGGCUACCGGGAUAGACCUCUACACGAUCGCCCUGCUGGUCUGCGCGGUGUGCAUCUUCUACACGACACUGGGUGGCUUGAAGGCGGUCGUCUGGACGGAUACGAUUCAGACGGUGAUGAUGUUCGGCGCUAUCAUCGUCGUCGCCGUACUCGGCACGAACAGAGUUGGCGGCGUGGCGGAGGUGUGGAAAAGGAAUUUCAAUACAGGGAGAAUUGAAUUCUUUAACAUGGAUCCGGAUCCUACGGUGAGACAUACUUUUUGGACAGUGGUGGUCGGCUCUUAUUUAAAUUGGUUGGCUACGUGUUCGGUAAAUCAAUCGAUGGUGCAGAGAUGCCUGGCGAUGCCGAAUCUGAAAAAGUCCAACGUGGCGAUUAUCAUAAUGGCCGUAGGAAUAAUCAGCAUUGUCUCGUUGUGUUGCUACACGGGAAUCAUCAUCUUCGCGGCCUUCUACGACUGCGACCCGGUCACGACGAAGCAAAUACGAAAGCCCGAUCAACUGUUGCCGUACUUUGUGAUGGAAUUGUCGCACGCGAUUCCAGGCUUACCAGGACUGUUUGUUUCCGGUGUAUUCAGUGCUGCGUUGAGCACAAUGUCGACCGGAUUGAAUUCCAUGUCGGGCGUAAUCUACGAGGACAUGAUCAAGCCGUGUUUCCGUAAUCCGAUCUCCAACGUCGGCGCAAGCCGCAUAAUGAAAGCCACGGUUGUGAUAAUAGGAGCCAUUUGCGUAGGCUUGGUCUUUAUGGUGGAGAAACUGAGUGGCUUGAUUCAGGCCGGUAGAAGCUUGUCAGGUAUAACCGCAGGUCCUUUACUCGGAAUGUUCACGUUGGGCAUGUUCUUUCCAAUGGCCAAUUCUACGGGAGCACUUGUCGGUGCGUUAGUCAGUCUUAACCUGGUUGCUUGGAUCUCUUUUGGAUCGCAAGCUGCGAUCUCCACGGGAUCGAUUUAUUUCCCUGUGAAACCGGUAUCGGUGGAAGGCUGUUCCGAGUCACUGAGAAGCAUCGCUGGAAAUCUCACAUUGAUCGUCGAGAACGCCGUCAGGGAACAGCCCUUCUUUUUGUACAGAAUGUCGUAUCUCUGGUACACGUGGGUGGGUUUCUUAACUACAAUUCUGGUGGGCCUGGUGGUCUCGUGGUUCACGGGCCCGCAUAAGUACAGUUACGCGGACAAGAGACUAUUUACACCCGUUAUACAUGGUCUCUUACGCUCGAGGGAUUCUCCGAAAACGAAUCAGGCGGAACUCACGAGAAUGGUCAACGAUGCGAGCGAUACGACGACGCAGAUUUCUUCGAAAUGUUAACGAAGAGCCGUUUGGCUAAAAUUGCCGAUUCGGCUAAGAGAUUUAUAUUCGCAGGGAUUAAAUCUAGAUUCAUUCAAGUUUGCUUUCGACUAGUUUUGAUAUCUCGUAAAAUUAUAUUGCGGAGCAAAUGACGGUCCUACUAAAUCUUUUAAUGAUUUAAUUGUCCAUCGUGCAUAAUCAUCGAUCGAUCACAUUACAUAUAAGACGAAACUACUACGUCGAAUAUUCGUCAUUUCACGCACGCACAAACUAAUUAAUGAUAAAUAAACUAUUAUACAAACCCAGGCAAAGUGAGAAACAACGUUACAAAACGAGAUAGUCUCGUUUUGAACGAUGAACGUCUCGUAUUUAAAUUUAAUUAGGCCGAUGAAUAAAUUCAUAACAUGACAAAGAUCUUACUCGAAAUAUUAAUCGCAUAUCUACUUGUACAAAUAUCUAUCGUUAAUAAGGACAAUUUUUGUAUAGUUUGUGCUUAAUUCACAUGUGGCAAAGUGUAAAAUUUUCACGGGUAAUUGUCGUAAAAUCUACCAAAAUACCUAGAAGCUAGACAAACACACUGGUGAAUACUAUAUAUCAUAGCGCGCAUAUACUGCAUCUUUUGUUAAUAUUUCCACACGAUAGGUUUCCACUGGUAACGAAUGUCUCAUUCGUAUAAAACAUCAAUAAUUUGUAUAAACAUUCUGUUAACAAUAUUAACUGAUGAACAGCAACGCUAAAACUGAACUGAGAAAACUGGAUAUUCGUGAACUGGAUGCACAAGUAAUAUUUACCAUAGAAUGUAUACAAUAUGUACAACCAUCAUGAGUUGUCGAUUUGACAAUAUCUCCUUAUAUCACUAAACCUCACAGCACAAAUUCGUAGCUAUACAUAAUACGCAAUUAAUUGUUAAUAAUAUAUAAUAACGGUGCACGGGGUACUGUCUUGUAAAAAUUCGGAACUUAUGGAAAGAAGCAUCUCGAGAUCUGUUCUCGCGGCACACGGUGCACUUGCACAUUUGGCACUGCUUCCUUCUCAGUCUUAAAUUUGGCGAAUUCAAGACGUGAGCGGCGACAUGCCGAUCGUUCUAGGAUCUUGUUGACCCGGCUGGGUCGGUGGACCUGGCUGAGGACCGGUCUCUAAAUUUUUCAGAAGCAUGUUUAACCAAUGCUUCGUCGAGGCGUCUUCUUGUAAGCAAGUGGCAAAAGUAUUGUCCCUUAGUUGAUCCGGUAAGCAUUGCCUUAAUGCUAAUAGUGCUCUGCGAAGUUAAUUAUAUUUAAGUUUUAGGUACUAGAUAAGAUCGCACUGCAUAUAAUAGAGAUUAAUAUUGAUAUGUUAGAAGUAUACAGAUAUUCGAAAUUGCGAGUUGAGAUUUUUGAUUGUUAAAGUGUAUUUCAGCACUUGGUUAUUUAUUUACUUUGUAGCGGAAAACGUAUUUACAAGUGAAAUUAUUUGACUCUCAGUUCUUUUAUUGAAUUAAAUUAAAAUAAAUAAUA
This is a messenger RNA of Odontomachus brunneus, 3615 nucleotides long. Its product is annotated as sodium-coupled monocarboxylate transporter 1-like. Gene Ontology annotation, molecular function: symporter activity. Gene Ontology annotation, biological process: sodium ion transport; transmembrane transport. Lineage: Eukaryota; Metazoa; Arthropoda; Insecta; Hymenoptera; Formicidae. The coding region runs from base 380 to 2143 and encodes 587 amino acids. The record is from RefSeq and is a predicted model, not a curated record. Gene Ontology annotation, cellular component: membrane. The transcript has 14 exons.